GGGGCGGGGUCCGAGUUGGAGCCGGAGUUCCCGAAGAAGGGUCUGAGCUGAAUGUGUAACAUGCAGAAUUGCAUUGAAACACCACAACCAUCUUUUGAUGGCAGUGUUCUCACCACCUCUCUUUUCUGGAUGGGGAAAGUGAGGCCCAGAGUGGCUAAGUGACUUGCUAGAGUUGACACAGGGAGCUCUAGGACUCACUCCAUCUAUCUCCCUGGUUAUUUCAGGAAGGCCAGUUUCGGGAGCAUGCCUCUGUGCCAACUGGGGGCCUCCAGGGGCAGCAAGCCUGAUGGGACCCGAACUCAGCCCAUGGCUGCCGUAGGAGGCCUGAAGGUGCUUUUGCACUGGGCUGGCCCUGGUGGUGGGGACCCCUGGGUCACCUUCACUGAGGGCUCGCUGACUGCUGAGGAAAUCUGCAUCCACAUAGCACACAAAGUUGGCAUCACUCCUCCCUGUGUCAAUCUCUUUGCCCUCUUCGAUUCCCAGGCCCAAGUCUGGCUACCCCCAAACCAUAUCAUAGAGAUCUCCAGAGACACAAGCCUAAUGCUAUAUUUCCGCAUGAGGUUUUACUUCCGGAACUGGCAUGGAAUGAAUCCUCAGGAGCCAGCUGUGUACCGCUGUGGGCCCCCAAGCACUGAGGCUUCCUCAGAACAGACAGAGAAUGGGGUGCAACUCCUAGACCCAGCCUCAUUUGAGUACCUCUUUGAGCAGGGCAAAUAUGAGUUUGUGAAUGACGUGGUAUCACUGUGGGAGCUGUCAAGUGAAGAGGAGAUCCACCACUUUAAGAAUGAGAGCCUGGGCAUGGCCUUUCUACACCUCUGCCAACUUGCUCUUCACCAUGGUGUCUCCCUGGAGGAAGUGGCCAAGAAAAUCAGCUUCAAGGACUGCAUCCCAUGCUCCUUCCGGAGGCAGAUCAGGCAGCACAACAUGCUGACGCGCUUGCGCCUGCGGAAUGUCUUCCGAAAGUUCAUUAAGGCCUUCCAGCCGGGUGUCCUCUCCCAGCAGGUGGUCAUGGUCAAAUACCUGGCCACACUCGAGCGUCUGGCACCCCGCUUUGGCACGGAGUGUGUGCCCGUGUGCCAUCUGAGGUUGCUGACCCAGGCUGAAGUCAAGCCCUACUACAACCUGGAUAGCAAGCAGUCCCCUGGGGACCCUAGCCCUGAGUCUGCUGCUGGGCCCUCCACCCACGAGGUGCUGGUUACAGGCACCAGUGGUAUCCAAUGGCGACCUAUACAGACAGAGGACUCUAGUGGUAGCAGUGGCAGCCGAGGUAGGAAUCCCCGUGCUAGCCGAUCUGGGAAGAAAGCCAAGGUACACGAGGCAGGCGAGCUGCCAGCAGAUGGACAGCAGGAGCCACAGUGGGCCUACUUCUGCGACUUCCGGGACAUCACCCAUGUGGUACUGAAAGAGUGCCAUGUCAGCAUCCAUCGGCAGGACAACAAGUGUCUGGACCUGAUCCUGCCUUCCCAGGCAGUGGCCCUGUCCUUCGUGUCGCUGGUGGAUGGGUAUUUCCGCCUAACAGCUGACUCCAGCCAUUACCUGUGUCACGAGGUGGCCCCUCCACGGCUGGUGAUGAGCAUUCAGGACGGUAUCCAUGGCCCUCUGCUGGAGCCAUUUGUGCAAGCCAAGCUGCGGCCUGAGGAUGGCCUCUACCUCAUUCACUGGAGCAUCAGCCAUCUCUACCGCCUCAUCCUCACAGUGGCCCAGCGUAGCCAGGCCCCCGGCAAUACACAGAGCCUGCGCCUCCGGAAGUUUCCCAUUGAGCAGCAGGCUGGGGCAUUUGUGCUGGAGGGCUGGGGCUGCCCCUUCACCAGUGUACAGGAGCUGCGGGCUGCCUUGCAGGGCUGUGUGCUGCGGGCAGGGGAUGACUGCUUCUCCCUGCGCCGCUGCUGUCUGCCACAGCCAGGAGAAAUCUCCAAUCUCAUCGUCAUGCGGGGGCCUCAAGCCAUCAGCAGGUCACUCAACCUCAGCCAGCUCAGCUUCCACCGGGUUGGCCAGGACGAGAUCACCCAGCUGUCUCACUUGGGCCAGGGCACAAGGACCAAUGUGUAUGAGGGCCUACUGCGAGUAGAGGGUGGGGACCCAGAGGAGGGCAAAGUGGAUGGCAGAGACCCCCCAAUGCCCUGCAGGAACUGUGGGCAGGAACUACGAGUGGUGCUCAAAGUAUUAGACCCAAGUCACCACGACAUCGCCCUGGCCUUCUACGAGACAGCCAGCCUCAUGAGCCAGGUGUCCCACGUGCACCUGGCCUUUGUGCACGGCGUCUGUGUGCGUGGCUCUGAGAAUAUCAUGGUGACUGAGUACGUGGAACAUGGGCCCAUAGAUGUGUGGCUGCGGCGAGAGAGGGGUCGUGUGCCUGUGGCCUGGAAGGUGGUGGUGGCCCAGCAGCUGGCCAGCGCCCUCAGCUACUUGGAGGACAAGAACUUGAUUCAUGGUAAUGUGUGUGGCCGGAACAUCCUGUUGGCACGGCUGGGGCUGGUGGAAGGCACCAGCCCCUUCAUUAAGCUGAGUGACCCAGGGGUGGGCCUGAGUGCCCUCUCCAGGGAGGAGCGGGUGGAGCGGAUCCCCUGGAUGGCUCCUGAGUGUCUCCCUGGCAGGACCAGCAGCCUGAGCACUGCCACUGACAAGUGGGGCUUUGGUGCCACCCUCCUGGAGAUAUGCUUUGAUGGGGAAGCCCCCCUCCAGGGCCGCGGCCCCUCUGAGAAAGAGCGUUUCUACCAGAAGCAGCACCGGCUGCCUGAGCCCUCAUGCCCAGAGCUGGCCACACUUACCAGCCAGUGCCUAACCUAUGAUCCAGCCCAGAGGCCAUCAUUUCGCACCAUUCUACGUGACCUAACUCGGCUGCAGCCACAAAAUCUCACAGACAUCUUGACUGUGAAUCCAGACUUUCCAGCGUCAGACCCCACAGUUUUCCACAAGCGCUACUUGAAAAAGAUCCGGGAUCUGGGUGAGGGUCAUUUUGGCAAGGUCAGCUUGUACUGCUACGACCCUACCAACGAUGGCACUGGCGAGAUGGUGGCUGUGAAAGCCCUCAAGGCAGACUGCAGCCCCCAGCUGCGCUCGGGGUGGAGGCGGGAGAUAGACAUCCUCCGCACACUCUACCAUGAGCACAUCGUCAAGUACAAGGGCUGCUGCGAAGACCAAGGUGAGAAGUCGGUGCAGCUUGUCAUGGAAUAUGUCCCCCUGGGCAGCCUCCGAGACUACCUGCCCCGGCACAGCGUUGGGCUGGCCCAGCUGCUGCUUUUCGCCCAGCAGAUCUGUGAGGGCAUGGCCUACCUGCACGCUCAGCACUACAUCCACCGAGACUUAGCUGCGCGCAACGUGCUGCUGGACAAUGACAGGCUGGUCAAGAUUGGGGACUUUGGCCUAGCCAAGGCUAUACCCGAAGGCCACGAAUACUACUGCGUGCGCGAGGAUGGGGACAGCCCCGUGUUCUGGUAUGCCCCAGAGUGCCUGAAAGAGUGUAAAUUCUACUAUGCUUCCGACGUCUGGUCCUUCGGGGUCACCCUGUAUGAGCUGCUAACUCACUGCGACUCCAGCCAAAGUCCACCCUCGAAAUUCAUUGAGCUCAUAGGCCACACCCAAGGCCAGAUGAUGGUGCUAAGACUCACAGAGCUGCUGGAACGAGGGGACAGGCUGCCACGGCCUGACAAAUGCCCCCCUGAGGUCUAUCUUCUCAUGAAGAACUGCUGGGAGACAGAGGCCUCUUUCCGCCCAACGUUCCAGAACCUCAUACCCAUCCUUAAGACCGUCCAGGAUAAAUACCGAGGUCAGGCCCCGUCAGUGUUCAACGUGUGCUGAGACUCAGUGGUGGUACCACUUGGGGUAAAUGGACCAGGCAGUACUCACAGAGUGGGCCCAAGAGGGGAAAUCAGCCUCACUUAUCCUUUGUGCCUUACUCCUGUCUGGAAAUCCCACCUCUGUGAACUGACUUUCCUUCCAUGGCCAGGAACCUAACCAUAAUCCUGAGGGAUUCAGGACAAGCAGGGAGAGAAUCAGGCCCUGAAUCCCCAGUUCCCACAGUUGAGACCCUCCAUCUCCCCUAUCUGGUAAUAAACUCCUGUUUCCUCUACUGGA
Molecule: messenger RNA, 4074 nt
Organism: Otolemur garnettii (small-eared galago)
Lineage: Eukaryota; Metazoa; Chordata; Mammalia; Primates; Galagidae
Gene: TYK2
Product: tyrosine kinase 2
Exons: 25
Coding region: 244-3798 (1184 amino acids)
Biological process (GO): cytokine-mediated signaling pathway; intracellular signal transduction; cell differentiation
Cellular component (GO): cytosol; membrane; cytoskeleton
Molecular function (GO): cytokine receptor binding; ATP binding; non-membrane spanning protein tyrosine kinase activity
Source: RefSeq, a predicted model, not a curated record